UCACAUUCAACCAAUGAGCGGCGCGCGAGCCGAACGCGCGUCCGUCCGGCGAACGUGCGACGUUGCCAGCUUUUACCAGAAAAAAAAAUACCAGAUUCGACCUUCUUAGGACCCCCGGUUUUUUUUUGUUUGGCCGCGUUAUCAUUCGGGAACGUGUAUUGAGGUCCUUAUCCGUUUGUGAGAUGGUUCUGCGCAGGUGGAUGUGUUGUGUUGUGUUAUAGUUUAUUAUGGUGUGGUCCACGCAAACUGGCGAAGUGUUGAUUGACAUCGUAACGAGGCCCGGGCAGACGGAUCACGGGCACGGCGGCGGCGCGCUGGCGUACGGCGGGAAGCCGGCGGCGGGGGGCGUGGUGGCGCCGCCGCAACCCAGACCACCACCCGCAGCACCCUACGCCCCACAGCCUUACGCCCCAGCACAGCUGCGCCUGCACCAGCCAGGAUAUGGAUCAGCGCCAUUAUCAUACAGGGACAGUAGUUACGUCCGCGGCGGCGGUGCGGUGGGCUCGGUGGGGGGAGUGGGGGCGGUGGGCGCGGGCGCGGUGGGUGCGGGCGAGUACCGCGGCGGGCGAGUGUCCCUGCUCGGCGCGGCCUACCUCCCCCCGCCCGCGCCCGCAGCGCACCACCCGCCCCCCGCUGACCCACCGCCUUUCAAGAAGAUCAGGCUCACAGCUGAACGGACACCGCUGCCACACCACCAACCGCUUAGGGUUGAUACUAGGGAGCCGGUGAACCAGUAUAGCACAGUAGAAGUACUAUCUCCAAAUCCACCAUCGGACACCACGAUGGAAGACCAGAGCUUCAGAACCACUAAGGAUGACUUAUUACAACAAAUAUCCAAGGUGGACAGAGAAAUGGCGCUAUCAGAGUCAACAUUAUCAAAAUUAAAGAAGAAACAAGAAGAAUUAGAACAGACAGCCUCGAAGCCAGCACGGGCGGAGGAGCCAGAAGAAACUGUACCACGACACAGAAGUUUAGCACAAUGCGUAUACGCAGAAAAUAGGAAAAAGAUCAGCAUGGAUAAUAAGCGGCAAAUGCAGGCUUCGUCAGCUCACGCAGUGCUGUCCCACCUGGGCCCGCCCGUCCUAUACCCACUGUACAACCAGCCCCAGGACACAGAAAUAUACCACGAAAACAUCAGAAGACAUCGAACGUUUAGGAAGCGACUAGCUGAACAUAUUAGGAAACUAAAACUAGAAGCUGAAAAGCGUGAAGAUGCAUUAGCGGAGGCGUACAGCAGAAGAGCAGCGGACUGGUUGAGACGAGUGGAGAGGAUAGAGCAGGGACAGAAGAGGAAAGCUAAGGACGCGAGGAACAGAGAGUUCUUUGAGAAGGUAUUCCCCGAAUUAAGAAAGCAGAGAGAAGAAAGAGAAAGGUUCAACCGGCUAGGUGCCCGAGUGAAGUCUGAGGCGGAGCUGGAGGAGAUAGCUGACGGGCUGCACGAGCAGGAACACGAGGAUAAGAAGAUGAGGUCGUUGACCGUGGUGCCGCCGCUACUCCGGGACCCCAGCGACACCACGCCCGUCUAUAUUGAUACUAACCGACGAUGUAUGGACAUGGAGGCGGAACACAAAGAGUUACAACUACGGAACGUUUGGUCACAAGCAGAGAGGGAGCUGUUUCGUGAGAAGUAUCUACAGCAUCCGAAGAACUUCGGGCAGAUCGCGUCGUUUCUACCGAGGAAGAGCGUCAGGGAUUGUGUCAGAUUCUACUACCUGUCGAAAAAGGCGGAGAAUUACAAACAGUUGCUAAGGAAGCCGAGACAACGGCGGUCGACGAGGAAUCCCCCGCGGGCGCAGCCAGAGCCCGAACUCCCGGCUGGAGUCACCACCAGGCUACAGCGGAGUCAGGGAACGACAGCGAGGACGGAGAACAAGGAACAGAAUAUGGAAGAGAGUAUGCCGCAGGUCACUGACCCCGUCACCUGCAUACCUAUACCUCCUGCAGCCCCUGCACAGCCGCCCAGGUCGGAGUUAACGCGAACGCCGCCGUUACCGCCGUCCCCGCCGCCGGCGUCGUCCGCGCCGGCGCCGGUGACGUCGACUCCCACGCCGCUGUCCGUGGCCGGGAGUCCGGCGGCCGCGCCGACGCCGCCCGCCGUCGACGUGCCGCUACCGCCCGCGACAACGGCAGAAGUCACGCUUACUAUUACGCCUGUUUCGACACCAAUAACAACGAGUGCAUCAAGCGCAGUGAGUGCAGCAUCGUCUCCGGCGCCGGUGACGUGUAUAACGUCGACGGCGGCGGUGGCGGCCACGCUGUCGGCGCCGGCGGUGUCCGGCGUUGCCAGUGGGACCGGCAGUGCCAGUGGUAGUGGCAGUGGUAGUGCACCACCCACGCCGCAGCCCGCGCAACCACCCACUCCUACACAACCUCCGCCCACGCCAGAGACUGCCGUAACAGAACGCAUCGGAACACCAUCAUCCACAGCCACGAUCACCACAACGACGAUAACCACAACAUCAUCCAAUUGUGCCGUCUGCAAUAACUCCGGAGCCAACCACCUGGUUUCAAGGUCACAGGCUGUCCACUACGGUCUCAAGGAAGAGGCCGUAGGGGCCAGGGUCUGUGAGCCCUGCCACAGUAGGUGCGUUAGGUCCCGAUACACCAGGUGUCCGGUCCCAACGUGCCCUGGCCCGAAGGUCAGCCCCAAAAGACUGAGGCAUCUACCUCCGCGGUGGCACGACUUGAGUUUAGAACAGAAAAGGCCACUUAUGGAAGAGUUCGAAAUCCCGAGCGAGUUAAGCAAGUGUUGUUUCGUUUGCCACAAGACUAUAACGAAGAGGUUAGAAGCGUUAGUGGAGGGAGGGUCGGCGCCUGAACCUACGGAGGAGGAGGCGGCGCGGUUCCGGGCGCUACUGAGGGAACACGGCACCGCAUGGGACCGGAUAGCUGCCGUCAGCGGCAGGACUCCGGCCAGUUUGAAGGCGUUCUACUUUACUUAUAGGAGAAAGUUACAACUAGACACGUUAGUGGCGGACCGUCCGGCGUCGGCGCGGUGUAGCUCGAGCGAGGACAGCGCGCUGUCGUCGGCCGACACGGACACGGCCAGCGGCGGGUCCCCGGCGCGCGCCCCGCCCGCGCAGCCCGCGCCCGCGCCGCGCACCGACGCCGGCCCCCGCCGCCCGCGCCGCGACGAGUACGACUCCUCCGCCACCGAAACUGCCGACGAGGAGAACGAUGCGCCAAGCGCUAAGAUCGUUCCCCCCACGUCGCUCCCGACGGCGGUGUCCGCGGCCGCGUCCUGUAGCCCGGUGACCGUGGUCUCCUCCGGCACGACCACGGUCGUCAACCGCAUGACGGGCGCGCCGCAGACCGUGCGGGACGUGGUCCUCAACCUCAUAGAGAUCAGCCUCACCAAGGACAUGCCGAGCCAGCACCCCAGUAUCAAGCAUCAGAUCAAGGUGACGUCGGCGUGCGCCAGCGGGCGCGAGGCGCUGGCGACCUUGAGCGUGGUGAACAGUUCCCACGUGGGGGCCGCGGGCGCCGCCGGGGCCGCCAGCCCGCAGCGCGCCGCCACCAUCACGCCCGUCGCGCACGUCGCGCCCUCCAACGACAAGGACGUCAUGCUCCUCCACAUAGAACCGCGCCCGGAGCGACCCGAGCGGCCCGAACGACCCGAUCGGCCCGAGCGACACGAACAGCUCCUUAUACGGCAUGAAAGACAUGAGCCCUUACUUGAUCUUAGCGUCAAACGGCCGAGGCAUGAUCAGCCGUUCUCACAUCCUAAUAAGUCGGUAUAUCGAAACUCAACAGAAUACCGGCCACAGCAGGAAAGGGAAUCUCCUAAUCAGUACAAUUCCAAGCCUAAAACGGUCGGAGCGCCGCCAAGACCUCAAGUUAAGGCGUCACCCAACCCCAAAGGUUCAAUAACUCUUGGGACCCCAGUAGAAACGAGGUUUGAGCCUCACAGAAACCCUCCCGAGCCCAAAACGGGGUCAAUUACAGCCGGGACCCCGGUACAUCCUCAUCACUUACCUGACAAGCGAACCCUGGAGUUCUACAAGAGAAGAAGUCCAGGUGGACCUGCGGCGUACUACGCGGCCGCCAGUAGUCAGCCCAGGCCGCAAUCCCCUUCGUUUUCACCUACCGGCUACACUCGUAACCCUUACGGGCCGGAACAGCGUCAGAUAAUCAUGGCGGACUUCAUAACGUCGCAGCAGAUGCAUGGCGGGGCGCGACGCGAGCGGGAGCGGGCCGCCAGUCCUCAGUACCGCAGGGAUGCGAGGGAUGCACGGGAUGCAAGGGAUGCAAGGGACGCCAGGGAUGCCUCCGUCAUACAGAGGCAUACACCCCAUGCAUACCACGCGCAUCCACAUCCACCACCUGAAGAACGUGCAGCAUCCCCGCAGUACCGACAACGAGACGCUUUAUCCGUAAUACAGCGCCACUCCCCGCAACACGUCUAUCCUCACCAGCAUCCGCAGCCGCCGCCAGGUCACGAAGCAUUCACCUCGCUAGUGGACGUGGCGUCGGCGGCGACAGCUCUGCCGGUCCCCCGAGGGUCACAGGCUGACGGUAAGCAGGACAACAAGCAACAACAGCAACAACAACAACAGCAACAGCAGCAACAGCAACAACAUCAUGACCUCAGGUUUAUGCCGCAAAAAUUCCCUAUCGGCUCUCAAUUCACGCAGAUGAUGGACAGAAGAGUACAAUCCCAGCCGCAGUACAUAGAGCGAGACAGACAGCUACAGAUGCAGAGACGAGACGCCGAAAGGGCAAUACACGCGAUACAGGAGCGACAACACGCGCUGGAGCAACAACACCAACAACACCAACAGCACCAACAACACCAGCAACACCAGCAACACCAGCAGAGCCAGCACCAGUCCCACCAGCAACACCACCAACCCCACCACUCCUCGCCCGCGCAGAUACUGCACGACAGACAUCACAUGCAACACUCCAUCCACGCGAUGCAGGAGCGACAAGCCGAGCAACAGCAACAGCAACAGAAGCAACAACAAAUGAUACAGGACAGGCAUCAACACAUUAUGAGCGUAUCGUCGCAGGACGGAGAGCGUCGCAUGAUCCAGUCGGUGACGUACAGCACGCCGGGCAAGCCCAGGGCGCAGACACCGCACCAUAUCGACAGGAAAGAUGCCCGUACAGUGGUAUCGACAGUCCCGGUGGGCGGCGCGGCGCCGGGGGCGGCGGCGGGCGCGGCCCCGGCUGACGGCCGGCCGAGGCCGGCCGAGGGGACGCUCACUGCCGCCUCGCUCAUUGACGCCAUCAUCACGCAUCAGAUCAGCCAGAGCUCGGAUCAGAGGUUCCCGCAACAACAGGAGCGCGUAGAGCGUCCAGUAGGUGUGGGCGGUGUAGGAGUAUCAGUGACCGGGGGCCCGGGCGGGGGCGCGGGCGGGGGCGGGGGCGCGAGCGUGGAGGACGCGGCGCACACCACGUCCAUCAAGCUCGGAGACCUCGCCUCCAACAUCAUCACUCGAGACUUCUGCAGCCCCACCACCUCCGUCAUGCAUCACAAUAACAGAUUCAAUGUGGGUAACUCCGAGGGCUACGUGGCUGGCGCGCCGGACGAGUGGAAGCGCCGCGACGCGCCCAAACACGCGCCCUACCUCGAACCUGUCAGCCCGCCUGACAACCAUCCUGCCAACAGAAACAACAGCAACCGUCGCUACAGUUGCGUGGGCUCGUCCUCAGUGGGCGUGGGCGUGGGCAGUGGGGUGGGGGGCAGCGGCGCGGGAGGGGGAGUACUGACGGCGUUUGAUUACGUCACGAACCGUAUCGUGGAGGUGAUGCGCUCGGACGCGGACGAGCGAGCCAAGCCCCUCGCAUUCCCUACCACUGCAUACGCGUACCCGUACUCAGCGCUCAACGUACAGGCUGCAGGGGAUGCGGCGGCCAACAGUACGGCCCCGAGUACGUCGGUGUCGACGCCGGCGCCCCCGCCGCCCGUGGAGCCGGCGCCGCUGAUGUCGGCGCAGUACGAGCCGCUGUCGGACGAGGACUGACGCCCCGCGCCCCCCGCGCCCCCGCCCCGCGCGCCCCCGCGCCCCCGCGCACACCCCGCCCCCGCCUAGCAGCGGCGCUGCUCCGUCAUCACGCGCACUCACUCCACGGAGUAACGUACACCAUCAUAUAUCCCACGAGUGGCAUUGUGGCAGUGUAACAAACUGUACCAGCGCAGUGACAGUACAGCGACAGUGCAGUAACAGUGCAGUAACAGUGCAGUGACAGUGCAGUGACCGUGCGCCGUACGGAGCGGCCUCGACCGAGCCAGGACAUGCCGGGCACUCGUGGUGGUGCCCGGCCCAUACUUUCCAUGUUAUUGUUUAUGUAAACUCAUGUAAAUACGUACGAAGUUUUUUUACAAACGGAUUCUUAUAGUGACGUGUAGUAUUCUGACAAAAGACAUUGAACACAAAGUAUCGAUACCGUACUGGGUGCAUUUCGUGUGAUCUCGGAGUACGUGGGAGUGCAGACCUCGAUGUAAUCGUGUAGAGACGAUGGUACUAAAUUGUAUAUUUAUAUCUUGUUUUGUAAUGCAGGGAUUAAAUACCGUUCAUGUGUUGUGGGAGAGCUUUAAAUGUCCGGUAGUAAGCGAUUUGAUUGACGAUCACGUCGGCGGCACGUCGCGUCACGUCCGCGCCACGUCCGCGUCACGUCCGCGCCACGCACGUGGCACUCGAUACGCUUAUGAACAUUAUGCUGUCGAUUAGUGAGAAUACGAUUAUGAAUUGUUAUUUAUUUAGUUAUGAAGAUGUUUCUGUAUUUGGUCGAGCAACAGAGCGGGUCCCCCGCGUCCAGCACUGCCGCUAGUGACUAGUGUCCGUGGUACUAGUUUGUAAUCCAGUCUUCCAUCGCCGCUCCGAUGUAGGCGCCGCGCUCGCGACUCGUCCAUGUGUGUGUAGCUCCACUAGCCCACUCGGCCUGUACAUUGUACAGAAUGUACAGUGCGACGACCACUAUAUACCUUUUGUAUUGCUUCGCUUCGGAUUUCGCUGUCGCCUCAUCCACUAGGUUAGAGUGCGCGUAGUUGAAUUGAUCAUUUGUUACUUUCGUAUUGUAAAUACCAUUAUGUCGUUCGUUUCAUGUAAACUUUGUGUAUAUCGGCCCGCCACAGCGAAGUCCGGAACGGUCUCCGAGCUGAUUGAAAUCGAACUAGCCUCGACUCGGGAACUGUGUACACCCUACUAUAUGUAUAGCGUAACGUUAACGGAGUAGCGUAAGUUAUAUAAAUUAUAUACAUAUGUAAAAGUGUAUGGUUAUUAUGUAUAUGCAUUUGUAAUUAUACAGGUUAGCUAAGAGUUGAAUUAGAGAUUUGAUUUGGUUUUUUAGUUAGGAGGGCCCCCGAGGCCGGUAUAAAUAUAGCGGGAGAGGAGAGCGCCGCCGCCGCCGCUCCACGAGCCGCGCCCGUGCGGGGGCUGCGCCCUGCGGGGCUCCGCCACCCACCGCCGGAGCCUGUCCGUCAGUUUUAUGACUACCUCCCUGUUGUAUAAAGCCUACCCUCCCGACUUCACUAUAGUAUUAAUGUAGGCGGGUACUGAGCAGCGCGCGGUGUUUUUGUAAAUGUUUUCGAGUUAUGUGUAAAAAACGACUGAUUAAAUUUACUUUGAGCGAGUGUAUGGGUGGCGCGGCGGCGGUGGCGGUCGCGAACACAUUGUGAUUUCUUUAUAAAACGUUGUAAUGUACUGUAAGUAGCCCAAGAAAAAAAAAUAAUCCUGUAAGUCCGAACAUAAGCGAAAAAACAACUUUUGGGAGGACAAAUCAAUAAAAUAAGAUGCAAAUCUAA
This is a messenger RNA of Spodoptera frugiperda (fall armyworm), 7750 nucleotides long. RefSeq lists its product as uncharacterized. Lineage: Eukaryota; Metazoa; Arthropoda; Insecta; Lepidoptera; Noctuidae. The record is from RefSeq and is a predicted model, not a curated record. Gene Ontology annotation, biological process: regulation of transcription by RNA polymerase II.